Molecule: messenger RNA, 1905 nt
Organism: Suncus etruscus (white-toothed pygmy shrew)
Lineage: Eukaryota; Metazoa; Chordata; Mammalia; Eulipotyphla; Soricidae
Product: sodium-dependent phosphate transport protein 2B-like
Exons: 12
Coding region: 1-1905 (634 amino acids)
Biological process (GO): sodium-dependent phosphate transport; intracellular phosphate ion homeostasis
Cellular component (GO): brush border; vesicle; apical plasma membrane
Molecular function (GO): sodium:phosphate symporter activity
Source: RefSeq, a predicted model, not a curated record
AUGACUGUUUGGUCCGAGCAAGGAAAUGCCCAGACAAACUCCAAUAAAUACAUUGAAGGGGGUGGGGGUCCGCAGCACCCUGUGUCUGAGAAAGGCAAAGAGCCUGUCAAAAAUGAGAGCAGAACCACUGCCACCAAGAUGGAUAUGCUGCCAUCCUAUUCCACCGUGACGCUCAUAGAUGACCCCCCAGAGACAGAUCCCUGGGACCUGCCUGCGCUGAAGAGCACAGGGCUCAAGUGGUCAGAGAAAAACACCAGAGAGAAGCUACGCACUGUGUUCAUAGGGAUCGGGAAGUUUAUUGGACUUCUUCUAUUUCUAUACUUAUUCGUGUGCUCCCUGGAUGUCCUCAGCAGUGCCUUCCAGCUGCUGGGAGGAAAGGUCGCCGGACAGUUCUUCAGCAACAACUUGAUUUUGUCCAACCCAGUGGCAGGGAUGGUGAUUGGGGUCCUGGUGACUGCCCUGAUCCAGAGUUCCAGCACCACUACAUCCAUCAUCGUCAGCAUGGUGGCCUCAUCCUUGCUGACUGUGAGGGCUGCCAUCCCCAUCAUCAUGGGAGCCAACAUUGGCACUUCCAUCACCAACACCAUCGUGGCGCUCAUGCAGGCUGGGGACCGUAAUGAAUUCAGAAGGGCUUUUGCAGGGGCCACGGUCCAUGACUUCUUCAACUGGCUCACUGUACUAGUGCUCUUGCCACUGGAGGCUGCCACCCAUUACCUGGAACUACUGACCCACUUUGUAUUGAAGUCCUUUGACUUCAAGAAUGGAGAUGAUGCCCCGGCCAUUCUGAAAGUUAUCACAGACCCCUUCACAAAGCUCAUUAUCCAGCUGGAUGGAAAAGUCCUCAACCAGAUUGCACUGAAUGAAGUAGCUGCCCAAAAUAAGAGCAUGACCAAGAUUUGGUGCAAAGUUUUGACCAAUGUGACUCAAAUGAAUGUCACGGUGCCCUCAUCUGAGAACUGUACCUCCCCUGCCCACUGUUGGACCAAUGGUUCUCACACCUGGACCCUCAAGAAUAUGACUUACCAAGAGAACAUUGAUAAAUGCCAGCACAUUUUUGUGAAUUUCAACCUCCCGGAUCUGGCUAUUGGCAUCAUCCUGGUGAUUCUUUCCCUAAUGGCACUCUGUGGCUGCCUCAUCAUGAUCAUCAAAAUUCUGGGCUCUAUAAUGCAAGGGCAGGUGGCUAUUGUCAUCAAGAAGACCCUCCAUACUGACUUGCCCUUUCCCUUUGGCUGGUUGACUGGCUACCUGGCCAUUCUUGUGGGGGCAGUGAUGACCUUCAUUGUGCAAAGCAGUUCUGUGUUCACAUCAACUCUGACUCCAUUAUUUGGUCUUGGGGUGAUAUCUAUUGAGCGGGCGUAUCCACUUACACUGGGAUCCAACAUCGGCACCACCACUACUGCCAUCAUGGCGGCCUUGGCCAGCCCAGGCAACACUCUGAGGAGCUCACUCCAGAUUGCCCUGUGCCACUUUUUCUUCAACAUCUCUGGACUCUUGCUGUGGUACCCAAUUCCUUUUACCCGCCUGCCCAUCCACCUGGCCAAGGGACUGGGCAACAUCUCCGCCAAGUACCGCUGGUUUGCAGUCGUCUACAUCAUCAUCUUCUUCUUCCUGAUUCCAUUGGCCGUGUUUGGACUCUCCCUGGCAGGCUGGCAGGUGCUGGCAAUCGUGGGGGUGCCCAUCCUCUUCGUGGUUGUGUUGGUGGUAGUCAUUGGACUCUUACAGUCCCGCUGUCCGGGGAUCCUGCCCAGCAAGCUGCGGAACUGGGACUUUCUGCCUCUGUGGCUGCAUUCACUGAAGCCUUGGGAUGAGGUGGUCUCCAAACUUAUCAGCUGCUGCCGGAAACGUGAUGGCAAGUCCUGUGAUGGGAAGGCAGAGGUGCAAGACAGACCAUCAAGGCCCCCAUAG